Messenger RNA from Prosopis cineraria, 3631 nucleotides. RefSeq names its product pentatricopeptide repeat-containing protein At1g08070, chloroplastic-like. Gene Ontology annotation, molecular function: protein binding; RNA binding. The record is from RefSeq and is a predicted model, not a curated record. Gene Ontology annotation, cellular component: intracellular membrane-bounded organelle. The transcript is spliced from 4 exons. Gene Ontology annotation, biological process: RNA modification. Bases 1893 to 3461 code for a protein of 522 amino acids. NCBI's taxonomy places the organism in Eukaryota, Viridiplantae, Streptophyta, Magnoliopsida, Fabales, Fabaceae.
AAUUAUGGGACCCAGUGAGAGAGGCUUGCGUUUAUCUGUAUGCAGUUCCCCAGCCACCAUGAGUCCCUCAUUACCCUUCGAGAGUUCUGUUGACCUCACGGGGAUUAAGAAACACUGCUCUAGCAAACACGGCGAGAAGAAAUGGAAGUGCGGGAAGGAUUGAAAGAAAUACGCCGUUCAAUCUGGUUGGAAAGCACAUUCCAAGACUUGUGUUACCAGAGAAUACAGAUGCUCGGUGGCACUCUUUUCUCCAGCCUCUCACGGCGAAGCGAGAGCAUCCCCUACCUGCAGUCUGCCCACUCAAAGUCUCACACUAAGCGAAGCGAAGUUCGAAGCUCAGACCUCAUUGCAGUCAGCCCAUCGUCGACUGGAAGUUCAGAUGAACUUCUGCGACAGCGAACUCGAGAGAUCUCCGGCUUCUAUUUCCGAUCGUCGAGCUCCAUAUUGCGAAGGGGUUCUGGUUUGCUCUGUGAAACAAUCUAUAAAAUCCCUCGGUUCAGGGUUUCGUUCGCGCCGUUCUGAUUUUUCUCAGCUCCAUCAACUCGUAAGCGCCUCCAAGACGAAAAUGAAGAGCCAAGGAGAGCGUGUCAGAAAAGCCAGAGAAAGUUAAUGAAGAAAUAUGAUUUGUUUACCAACUUGAAUUCUUCUCAGCACUUUCAGAGUUGCUUAAAGAUGACAAACUCUGGGACUAUCAUGGUUGUGGUAAACUAUCCUAAGCUUCUGUUCUUUUACACUUGUGGGCUGAUCAAUGAUUAAGCCUGAGCAGUAAGCUAGUUUCUUUGUCUUAUUUCAUUUCCUUUUUAGGUUGUGUUCUCAUGGAAGCAAUGUCUUUUUACGAUCUGUAAUUGUGGGUCAUUUUCAACCUGACUUAAGUGAGGAUGGCAUAACUUUUGGGCUGACUUAUAUCUCAGAUGUACUAAACCAUUAUUUUAUUUUUUUACAACAGGAAAAAACUGAAACCUUUUUUCACUUCUCCAUUAAUUGGCAAAUCAUGAACCAAUGCUUGUACUAGUUCAAUAAUUACUUUGGUUUUAAAGGGAAAAUUGAUUUUUAGUUCUUCAAUUUUUAACUCACUUGUAAUUCUGUCCUUCAACUAUAAUUUAUUGCGACUCAAUCUCUCAAUUUUUGACUCGCCUAUGACUCAGUUCUUCAGUUUUUGACUCGUUAAUGACUCAAUCUCUCAACUUUUGUUAGUUCUCUUUUUUCAUGUUAGCUUAGAUCCCACAAUCAAAGAGCAAGAGGAGGGUAUUUUAGAGCAAGAUGUGAGCAUUUUUUGUAUCCCUCUUAUUUGAUGAGGAUAAUUUUUUUAAAAAAUAAAAAAUAAGGAUUGAGUUAUAAGUGAUUCAAAAGUUGAGGAAUUGAGUUGCAAAUCAUAGUUGAGGGACUAAGUCACGAGGAGUCAUAGUUGAGGGACUGAGUUAUAAGUGAGUUAAAAGUUGAAGGACUAAAAGAUUAAUUUUUUCAGUUUUAAAAACUGAAAAUUUGAUAAUGAGAUUCUUGAUCUAAUUUGGCAUGUUCUACUUCCACGUUCUGUAAAUUUGUAUUGUUCUGUUUGCGGGCUUUUUUGGAAUCAAAGUGGGUGUCAUGUUUUUACAGCAGAGCCCCUUCAAACCAUGCAAGCUUUGGUUUUGACUUUUGAAGACAGGAAUGAAGAAUUCAUCUCAAGCGGGGAAAAAGUAACUUCUAGAAUAUGGAAGGAUGCUCAAACGAGCGAGGUUUCCUGAAUUCAAUUCUUGCAUUGUGGGAAGCCAAUGGCAUCCGUUGGUGGGAUUUCUCAUCAGAAGGAAUCUAGAUUGACAGCAACAGACACUAGACAAUCAAGAACCUUGAAUAGUGUAUUUUUCUGCAGAACAAGAAGAUAAUUUGUCCCAUUUUGACAGUUGUAACAUAGCAUGCCAGUGAAGUCUUUGUUACCCACCUUGACUUUCAAGCAACUUAAUCAAAUACAUGCUCAGCUCAUAAUAAGACCUAAGCCCCAAAUAUUUAAUCCAUUACUGGGAGUCUUUGCAAAUUCAUCCAGCCCACAAAAUGCCCUUCUUCUCUACAACUUAAUGCUCUACUUCCCAUUCUCCCAUAAUCAUUACACUUUCACUCUCGCUCUCAAGGCUUGUUCUUUCCUGCAUGCACACACAAAAGGGCUUGAAGUUCAUGGUCAUGUAAUUAAAUCUGGUCAUUAUUCUGAUAUCUUCAUUCAGAACUGCUUGCUUCACUUCUAUUUUGUGGAACAUGAUGUCAUUUCUGCCUCAAAAAUAUUUGAAUCCAUAUCUUUCCCAGACGUUGUUUCAUGGACAUCCAUAAUUUCUGGCCUCUCGAAGUGUGGUUUUGAAUCAGAAGCCAUCAGGAAAUUUUCAUCAAUGGACGUAAAGCCUAAUUCAGCUACUCUUGUUAGUGCAUUGUCUGCUUGUUCUUGCAUGAAAGCUUUAGCACUAGGUAAAGCUAUUCAUGCAUAUGGAUUGAAAAGAAUGAUAGAUAAUAACAUUGUUUUUGAUAAUGCAAUGUUGGAUAUGUAUGCAAGAUGUGGAUCUUUGGUUAAUGCAGAGCACUUAUUUGCUAAUAUGUUGAAGAAAGACGUGGUUUCCUGGACAACAAUGGUGGGGGCUUAUGCUCAAGGAGGUUGUUGUGAAGAGGCUGUUGAUUUAUUUAAAAAAAUGGUACUAGAAGGAGAGGCUGUGCCAAAUGAGGUGACAGUUGUCGCUGUAUUGUCAGCAUGUGCGUCUAUAGGUGCUUUGAGUUUGGGCCAAUGGAUCUACUCCUACAUUAAAAGAAGAUCUGACCUUGUAGUAGAAGCCGUUGUAGGAAAUGCAUUGCUUAACAUGUUUGCUAAAUGUGGAGAUAUGAACAUAGCAAUUCAGAUUUUUAACAUGCUUGAACAUAAGGAUAUUAUCUCUUGGGGUACUCUCAUUUGUGGCUUGGCUAUGAAUGGCCAUGGAAAGCACACAGUGCAGCUCUUUUCUCGCAUGUUGAUUCAUGGUGUUCCCCCAGAUGAUGUGACCUUCGUUGGCCUAUUGUCUGCAUGCAGCCAUUCAGGUCUAGUAAACAAAGGAAUCAUGUUCUUCAAAGCCAUGAGAGAUUAUUAUGGCAUCAUACCACAAAUGCAGCAUUAUUGUUGCGUGCUAGACAUGUAUGGACGAGCAGGACUCUUUGAGGAAGCAGAGGCUUUCCUUAAGGGCAUGCCUGUUGAAGCCAAGGGUCCUGUUUGGGUGGCUCUUCUUCAAGCCUGCAAAAUUCAUGGCAAUGAGGAGAUGUUGGAUUGGAUCAAGAGAAACCUUGAUGAAAAUGUUGGCGUUGGUACGCUUGCUUUAUUAUCUAAUCAUUAUGCAAGUUCUGAACGAUGGGAUGAUGCUAAUAAGGUUCGUGGUAGGAUGAGAAGCAUUGGAUUGAAGAAAAUGGCAGGAUGUAGCUGGAUUGAGCUUGAGACUAGAAAUGAAAUUUUGGAUUUAGAUUUGUGCGGUUCUUGGUAAGGACAUGGAAAGUGGAAUCAAAUAGCAGAGUAUUUUGUUUAUAAAUACAACACUAUGCAAUUUUUAAGAUGGUUCUGAUUUUAUGGAUUGAAUUGCAUAUUGUUUGUACAAAAAUUCCAUAAUGGAAUAAAGAAUGAUUUAUUUAAUCUCAUAUUUAUAUUGUUGUUCAA